AUGAAAGCAUCCUCCACAGUGAAAAGUGAAUUAGUACCGCUGGCAGCUGAGCUCUCUACAGCAUUCACUGUACUCGAAGAGGCACUUCUUGAAGUGAUGUCCUUUACACUCAGCUCUCCAGCUGCUACUCGUCUACUGGAGACGAUUCUCACUCAGAUGACUGGCAUUCAUAGAGUCGUCAUGAGAGAGAUGCCGAGAACGACAUUAGCACAGUAUUUGGAAGCAGAAGGUGAGUGCUAUCAGUAUUGUUGGAACUUCUUUCUAUGA
Molecule: messenger RNA, 267 nt
Organism: Cooperia oncophora
Lineage: Eukaryota; Metazoa; Nematoda; Chromadorea; Rhabditida; Trichostrongylidae
Source: the annotation of a GenBank genome assembly